AUGACUCUAUUCAAAGCUAAACGUAGGAGAUCGCGUUCUAGCUUCAACAUUUCAAAUAUGAGGGUAAUGGCGGAUCUUAAAUCAACUGCCUCCUCUCAAGGAUCAUUACAGAAAAAUGCACGGAAAAGUAUAAUUCCCAAGCCACUCGCAGGUAUAAUUAAAGAUGUGCAAGAUAGGGCACCAAGUUACUGGUCAGAUUGGAGGGAUUCAUGGGACUAUCGUGUGGUGCCGUCUGCGGUGGAAACAUAUUUUAACAAUUUACUUCCUGCCUUAGCAUUUGCGCAGGAUAUGUUUGACCGGACAGACCAUGCAUUUGGGGUAAAUGAAGUUUUGCUUUCCAGUGCAAUGGGAGGUAUAGUCUUUGGUAUUCUAGGCGGUCAACCGCUUUGCAUCGUCGGAGUUACAGGUCCUAUCAGCAUUUUCAAUUAUACGGUUUAUGAUAUUAUAUCUCCCCUCAAUACCAAUUAUUUUGGAUUUAUGUUUUGGGUUUGCAUUUGGUCAAUGAUUUUACACCUUCUAUUGGCCGCUUUUAACGCUGUUUGUUUAUUGCAAUAUGUUACAACAUAUCCGUGCGAUAUCUUCGGUUUAUUCAUUAACGUUGUUUACAUUGAGAAAGGAAUCGAAAUAUUGACAAGACAGUUUCAUGAUUCAGAAGGACAGGUAGAUGUAGCAGCUGGCUUUGCAAGCAUCACAGUUUCGUUGCUUAUGGUUAUUUUUGGCUUGUCCGGAAAACUUUUCACUUACACUCCUCUUUUCAAGCAUUGGAUUCGUACAGUCAUUGCAGAUUAUUCAACCGCUCUUUCUGUUGUAUUUUGGUCUGCAUUUACACAUUUUGGUGGGUUCCUCAACAAUGUAAAUUUCCAGCGACUACCGAUUACCAAAUCAUUCCAUCCAACUUCCGUAACCAGAGAUCGGGAUACUUGGCUUGCGUAUGCAUCCAUUCCAGUACGAGAUGUCUUCAUUGCCCUUCCGUUUGGAAUAAUUCUAACCAUUUUAUUUUAUUUCGACCAUAACGUUUCAUCACUUAUGGCUCAGAGAUACCAAUACAGAUUAAAAAAGCCGUCAACCUUCCAUUACGACUUUGCUCUCUUAGGCGUGACCACUGCUGUGAGUGGGGUACUUGGGAUUCCAGCCCCUAAUGGAUUAAUUCCCCAAGCUCCUCUUCAUACGGAAUCCUUACUUGUUCGAGAUGAAGCCGGAGAGGUGCAACGAUGUGUGGAGCAAAGAUUCACUAACACCGUACAAGGUAUCAUGACCUUGGUUACAAUGGCAAGACCUUUCCUGAUUUGCCUCGGAGAAAUACCACAAGCUGUGCUUUCAGGGUUGUUUUUCAUAAUGGGCGCGCAAGGCCUAUUCAAUAAUGUGAUAAUAAGACGGAUUAUAUGGAUAUUUACAGAUUCCAAGAAGAAAGACAAGGAGAAUAAGCUAUCAACCAUCCCGAAUAAGGUAUUAAUAUUGUUCGUGGCAAUUAGUCUUGCGGGGUUUGUAGCCGAAUUUGCCAUAACGAACACUAGAGGAGCAAUCGGAUUUCCUUUGAUUCUGUUGCUAACUGUAAUUGUAACCCUUGCUUUCCCGAAACUAUUUGAUGGAGAUCAUAUAAGUGUUCUGGAUGAACCAGUAGCGAAAGAAUUUACUCUCAAGAAUCUGAGGGCAGAAAACCUUGAUUUACAAAAAUCUUAG
Lachancea fermentati is the source of this 1680-nucleotide messenger RNA. The record is from the annotation of a GenBank genome assembly. NCBI's taxonomy places the organism in Eukaryota, Fungi, Ascomycota, Saccharomycetes, Saccharomycetales, Saccharomycetaceae.